AUGUUCUCUCCUCGAUUCUUCACAUUGGCGUGCGCUGCAACCGUCUGGAUCGGUCUGUCCGCAGCAUGGCAAAAACGGCCUUUUACAAGCAAACAGUUAAGGGAGAUAGGCUACGAUCCGUCAUUCGAGGGUCCUCUGCCUUACUUUGGGGACCCUUAUGCGGAUCCAAGUGUAUAUCUUCUCGAUAUCGCCCUCACUACAAGUGGAGAUGCAAACAAAAGCCACGUCUACUUGAAAUACCUCACGGGUUCAGACCCAAACAAUUCACAGAUUUCGAGACGCAACAUCCGCGAAGUCCGCAUCAGGGGCUCACCGGAAAUAGGUGACCUGUCGCUUGUAGAAAAUGUGUUUUCAAAGUUGGAAAGGCUGGAUAGGGUGUAUUGGGAGUACCCUGAUGGUAUACCUGCGUCCAUUCUUCAGUCCAUCGAGAAGAAUAACCCAUCUUGUCAAAUAUAUUACAAGCAUCGGGAUUAUUACUCAAGCCAUAAUCCGAACGAUGGGAGCGAGGCAUGGAAAUUUACCCACUCGCCCAAUCUGUACAGCCUCAAAGCAGAGGUAAUCUAUGGCGGCAAAGAUAACUUUCAUGACCUGGAGUUUAUCUUCAAUGUGCUUUCCACAGCACCGAAUCUCAAAAUGCUAGACCUCCACCUCCACCACGCUGGCUGUGUGUACGGCGGCGCGAAUCCCUACGCCUUCGACUUCAAGUCUCACCCUUCCGUUCGCUUUCCUCCCCUCGAAGUUCUUCGGUUGGACGGCUACCAAUUGGAGGAGCGUACGGACGCGGGCUAUGAGUGGUAUUUUAAAGGCUUUGGAUGGGGGCGGCGGUGGGCACGAGGCGAAAAAGGCGAUGGGAGGACUAGCUUAGAUGCCUGGAGGGAGGCCAUGGACUGGAGCCAUCUCCACACGCUGGACAUACUCGGGCAAACCAAUAUUACGCUCAACACACUACGGUAUGAUAUGGAACUGCCUGCUUUGAGGAAUCUGACCAUCUCGGCGGGAUGGCGGGAGUUCACCAACGAAGAGACUAUUUCACUUGCUACGUAUCCUGCCAAUCCGCUCGAGGCGAUCUCAUUGAAGGAUUUUGACGUAAAAGUUGGGGAGGAUCUCCUCGACAGGUUCUCGUCAAACCCAGCUAGCAUUUCCGAGCUCAAACACUUCUCCUUCGGCGCUCGUAGCACGGAUAUAGGGUUCCUCCCCCAAGAGAAAAUAUCCAAGUUCAUAUCGAACAGCCCUAAACUCGAGAAACUAGAUCUAGCUAUCCCGCGCCAUGUAAACAUGUCCACCAAGUACGAACCAUUUAAAUCCUUUAUAUCCUCUCCUACGAUCCAGCAUCUCACCCUCCGCUUUCCAUCAGCAGAUGACUACGAGUAUGAAAUUGCCGACGGCAGCACAUCCCAAUUCGACUAUUCUUCCAUGGAGGUGUCAUGGGCUGAUAUGGAUACUGAAAAGGGCAACAUUCCCGAUCCGCUCAUCAACAAAGAGACAGCUCAAGGCCUGUUUAAGAGUUUGAGGACGGCAAAAAAGGGAGACGAGCUGAAGAGAUUGGAUUUGAUCGUUGGGAACUGGGACGGCAGACACGGACAUAAGGAAUAUCUUCUUGGGGAAGGUAUUAGGAUGAGGGUCGCACUUUGGAGAUGCUGGGUUGUAGGUUUGGAGGGUAUGGAGAGGUGUGAAGGGGAGUAA
Venustampulla echinocandica is the source of this 1683-nucleotide messenger RNA. RefSeq lists its product as uncharacterized. The transcript has a single exon. Bases 1 to 1683 code for a protein of 560 amino acids. The record is from RefSeq and is a predicted model, not a curated record. Lineage: Eukaryota; Fungi; Ascomycota; Leotiomycetes; Helotiales; Pleuroascaceae.